CCUCCAUGCCGCCCGCGCUCUCCCUCAAGCAGCGGCUCGCGGCGUUGUCGCUGGCACCCUCGGCGCCGUCGUCGCCGUCCCCCUACUACCCCUCAGCGGAUUCGCCGACGCCAACGUCGCCGCGCCGCAAGUCCAUGUUCCAUCCCCCAUGGUUGCGGCGCAACGAGGACGGGCCAGUGCCGGCGCCGCAGUCACAGCACGAGAAGGUGCAGGAGGUCAUGAACAGGAUGAUAUUCCAGGCGGGCGUUGACUAUGAGACGCGGCCGAUGGUGGUGAUGUGCGCCUCUGCGCUGCCUGACCCGAAGGAGGUCAACUACGACGUCCUCUUGACGAGGAUACUCGCGUACUUGAAUCUCUACGUGGAGUCCGACUACACCGUCGUCUUCUUUGCCGCGGGCGGCAGGCAUACGCCCGGCUGGAACUGGGUAUGGAAGGCGUACCGCAGUCUCAGUCGCAAGUACCGCAAGAAUCUGAAGCGCUUGUACAUCGUGCACUCGACGUUCUUCUCCAAGAUGCUCUUCUCGCUCGCGGGAGCCAUUAUCAGCGCCAAGUUCUUCCGCAAGAUAGAAUACAUCAGUACCCUGUCCGAGCUUGCAUACCAUGUGCCUUUGACACAGAUCGAUAUCCCACCCGCGGUGUAUCAGGAGAACGCUCAGUACGAGCGCGAGAUUGUUCUGCCAAUGCCUGUUCGCUCGAGUGUGUUCGGUGUACCACUUGAGGAACUCAUGGGCUAUGACGGCGAGAAGGGUGGCAUACCAAGGGUAGUAAAGGACUGCAUACAAUUCCUUCGAGAGACGGGCUUGCACGACGAGGGACUCUUCAGACGCUCGCCGCAAACUACCUUAUUGCGCGCAGCCCAAGCGGCCUACGACCGAGGCCAAACCGUCUCCCUCGAGACCUUCGGCGACCCCCACCUUGCCGCGGUCCUCCUCAAGAAGUACUUCCGCGACCUUCCCGAACCCAUCUUCCCCGAUACCACCUACCCCAUCAUUCGCAAGUGCCCCGUGCCAACGAGCGAUCCGGCCGACAUGUCUGCUGUCCUCUAUAUUCGGGAGAAUAUCCUGCCUGAGCUGAUGCCGUGCGCAUAUAUUUUGCUGUCGCAUGUUCUUCACCUCAUGCACGAGGUAUCACUCAUGUCGGCGAGCAAUCGCAUGGACGCGCACAACCUUGCCAUCGUCCUCUGCCCCAAUCUGGUGUCCUCGAAGGCCCCCAUGCGUGACGUGAUGAUGUGCUCGAUACCCAACGGACCCUCGCCCUUCGACAUGCCGUCGAGCUCGUCGCCCAAUCCGAGCUCCCCCUCGACCCCCUCGGAAGGCUGCGCGACCCUCGGCAUGGUCAUCAAGCUCUGCAUCCAGCGCUACUAUGAGAUCUUCGACGAGGUGCGCGACCGGAGCGAGGCGAUCGCACCCACGACGGACACGGCCGUCGUCUCCUCGUCUGCGUCGACAGCGUCGGGCGCCAGCCAGGGGUGGAAUCAGGGCUCAAGGUGGCAUCAGAGCGGGCAGCUGUACACGCAGAGCCCGCAGUGGAACCAGCAGAGCCCAGGGUGGAAUCAGACUGCGAAUCCCAACUGGGCGCCGCACACCAGCCAGUCGUACGCUCAGUCCCCAGGCCAACAACAAGCCUGGGACCGCUCGCCCAGCCAGCCGUGGAUGCGGCCGUUAGCAAGCCCUGCGAGUGGCACCUUCCGCAUUGCGGACGAGGACGAGGAGGACAGCAUCGAUGAUAUCGCCGUCGACGGCGGCCUUCCAUCUCACGGCCGGAAGCAUUCAGUCCAGCGCCCUAUGAACGGCCACGGCCCGCCCAGCGCCUUCCGCCCACGCCAUCGUACCACGCAGUCCGGCAUGUCGUCGCAAUCUGGUGUGUCCAACCGGUCAGGCCUUUCACAGUCGGGCUCGGGCGCGUCCCUCAGGUCCGCGCCUGCACCAGGAGGCCGCUCACCGCAGCACGGCGACUUUGGCACGGUCGGGCGCGCACGUUCGACGAUCAGCAUCGACCACGGUGGCUUCGGCACGAUUGGCGCGGGCGGGAAGAAGGGGUCGAUCUCGGUGGGGCGGGGGACGACGAGGAAGGCGGCGGGCGCGGGAGUGGAGGCGAUUGGGAUCACUGCGGCGGGGUUCUUCACGCCUCCGAGUGAGGUCGUUGCGCCUUCGGCUGAGGCGGAGGCGUCGGUCGGGGCUGUAGGGCCGUCGACGGUGACGGAGGAGUCUUCGGCGCCAUCUUCGUCGACGCCCAGGGCUUCGUCCGAAGGCGAACCGUCUGCGCCGUAGUUCUUAUGAUCUGUUUUGUAUCGAUUUCUCUUGUCUAAUCCUAUGCGACGCUAUGAUACCCCCAUACUCUGCGUUGG
This is a messenger RNA of Schizophyllum commune H4-8, 2347 nucleotides long. Its product is annotated as Rho GTPase activation protein. Gene Ontology annotation, biological process: small GTPase-mediated signal transduction. The transcript has 12 exons. Gene Ontology annotation, cellular component: cytoplasm. Lineage: Eukaryota; Fungi; Basidiomycota; Agaricomycetes; Agaricales; Schizophyllaceae. Gene Ontology annotation, molecular function: GTPase activator activity. The coding region runs from base 6 to 2270 and encodes 754 amino acids. The record is from RefSeq and is a predicted model, not a curated record.